UCCUGGAAGCCUUCUCAGUGAUGUAUAGAAUGCUGAAGCUUGGGUUUGUUCCAAAUGCUGUGAGUUUCAACAUGCUUGUUGAUGGUUGUUGCCGGAACGGCGAGGUUGAUCUUGCUCUUCAGCUUGUGAAAAAAAUUUCACUGGUCUCUGGGAGAAGAGUUGAGCCAAAUGCAGUAACUUUUAACAGCAUUCUCAAUGGGCUUUGCAAAGCUGGGAAGCUGGAGAUUGCUGAGAGAGUGUUUAGAGAGGACAUAAAAGAACCAAAUGUGAGAAGCUAUGCAACUCUCAUUGAUGGAUAUGCUAGAGAUGGGCAGAUGGUUAAUGCUCUCAAGGGCUAUGCCGAGGAGGCUUCGGUGUUCUUGUCGGAUAUAAUGCAGUGCUCUGUCUCUCCUGACAAGUUCACGUAUUCAACAAUUAUCGAUAGUUGUUGCAGAAAUGGUGAUUUGCGAGAAGCGGUCCGGGUUUAUCGGAGGAUUAGAGAAGAAAACCUUGUGAUAGAUUCAGCUCCUUAUAAUAGUUUGAUCAAUUGUUUAUGCAAGCAUGGUAAGUUUAGAGAAGCUAGACAAUUACUUGGGAUUAUGAUCACUAGUGGUUCAGCUCCUGAUGUUGUGACCUUUACUUCUCUUAUUGAUGGAUACUGCAAAGGAAGUAGAUUAGAUGAUGCUCUUGAAACUUAUGAUGGAAUGGUGAAGUCCGGAGAGAAGCCUAAUCUUGUGACAUAUAAUGCAUAUGUUAAUGGUUUGUGCAGAACUGAAUCAGUUGAUGUUGCGAGGCAUGUCGCCGAGAAUACGAGGAUGGAUGUGUUCACUUAUAACACUCUGAUGAAUGGGUAUUGCAGCAGUACGAGGGAUUGAGGAAGCAUUGAAUUUAUAUGAGGAAAUGAGAGAAAGAGGAGUCAUGGUGAAUGUAGUGACUUACAAUGUGUUGAUCAAUCAUCUUUGUAAGUUCAAGUGUUUUCAGGAAGCAAAGGAGUUGAUGAAGGUGAUGUGCAAGAAGGGUUUGAUUCCAGAUAGUAUUACUUACACUACUCUGAUCACUGAGUUUUGCAAGCAUUGCAGUGCAAACGAAGCCAUUGAACUGCAUGAUUACAUGGUGCUUAGAGGUGUGCCUGUUGAUCAGCAUGCACAAAAUGCCAUUAAGCUUUUGAUUCAAAGAGAAGGUUUGCCUGAUGAUAAUGGUUCUAUUAAUGAAUGAUGUAUACUCAGAGAAAGUCAGAUUGUUGUAUAAUAUAUUUUUUUUUUAAAAGAAAAGA
Messenger RNA from Dioscorea cayenensis subsp. rotundata (Guinea yam), 1252 nucleotides. Its product is annotated as pentatricopeptide repeat-containing protein At1g11710, mitochondrial-like. Lineage: Eukaryota; Viridiplantae; Streptophyta; Magnoliopsida; Dioscoreales; Dioscoreaceae. The record is from RefSeq and is a predicted model, not a curated record. The transcript has 2 exons. Gene Ontology annotation, molecular function: protein binding. The coding region runs from base 21 to 854 and encodes 277 amino acids.